Molecule: messenger RNA, 294 nt
Organism: Apodemus sylvaticus (European woodmouse)
Lineage: Eukaryota; Metazoa; Chordata; Mammalia; Rodentia; Muridae
Product: 60S ribosomal protein L37-like
Exons: 1
Coding region: 1-294 (97 amino acids)
Biological process (GO): translation
Cellular component (GO): cytosolic large ribosomal subunit; ribosome
Molecular function (GO): RNA binding; structural constituent of ribosome
Source: RefSeq, a predicted model, not a curated record
AUGGCAAAGGGAACAUCUUCCUUUGGAAAGCAUCGCAAUAACACAUACACGUUGUGCCACUGGUGUGGCUCUAAGGCCUACCACCUUCAGAAGCCAACCCGUGGCUUAUGUGGCUACCCUGCCAAGCAGAAGAGAAAGUCUACCUGGAGUGCCAAGGCUAAGAGAUGGAACACUACCAGCACUAGGCAGAUGAGGCACCUAAAACUUGUCUAUCGCAGAUUCAUAUACGGGCUCCAUGAAGGAACAACACCUAAACCCAGGAGGGCAGCUGCUGCAGCAGCCAGUUCAUCUUGA